This is a messenger RNA of Pyrus x bretschneideri (Chinese white pear), 1073 nucleotides long. Its product is annotated as 26S proteasome non-ATPase regulatory subunit 13 homolog B-like. The transcript has 4 exons. Gene Ontology annotation, cellular component: cytosol; nucleus; proteasome regulatory particle, lid subcomplex. Gene Ontology annotation, molecular function: structural molecule activity. Bases 109 to 714 code for a protein of 201 amino acids. Gene Ontology annotation, biological process: ubiquitin-dependent protein catabolic process. NCBI's taxonomy places the organism in Eukaryota, Viridiplantae, Streptophyta, Magnoliopsida, Rosales, Rosaceae. The record is from RefSeq and is a predicted model, not a curated record.
GUAAUAUUUAUCUUUCAGAUUCCUAUGAGUCAACUGUUCAUAUUUGGUAACUUUUUAAUUUUACUUUUACUUCUGAGUGACUGAUUGGUAGUUUAUUUUGUUUAAUCCAUGAUAAUUUUUAACGGUUUAGUUGUUUGCAUCGUAUUUAAGGAUCUGGCAUUUGAUUUGUCCCUUUCUGUACUCCUGGGAGAUAAUAUCUACAACUUUGGAGAGCUGCUUGCGCAUCCUAUCAUUAAGAGCCUUCUAGGGACAAAGGUAGAGUGGCUUUACUAUAUUCUUCAAGCGUUCAACUCUGGUGAUUUAGUUCGGUAUCAAGAAUUAUGUCGUGUACACAAUGCUGCUUUGAGAGCACAACCAGCAUUAGUUGAAAAUGAGAAGAAGCUUUUGGAGAAGAUUAACAUUCUGUGCUUGAUGGAAAUUAUCUUCAGCCGGCCAUCUGAAGAUCGGACUAUACCAUUGAGUAUCAUUGCAGAGCGCACCAAACUUUCUGUUGAGGAUGUGGAGCAUCUUCUUGUGAAGAGCCUUUCCGUUCAUCUGAUUGAGGGAAUAAUCGAUCAGCUUGAGGAGACGGUGCAUGUGUCCUGGGUGCAGCCAAGAGUUUUGGGGAUUCCACAGAUCCAAUCUUUGCGUGAUAGGCUGGACGGUUGGUUGGACAAAGUCCAUACUGCUUUGUUAUCGAUCGAGGCGGAAACACCUGAUUUGGUUGCGUCUUGAGUCGCCUCUUGCUUUAUUUUCUGCCUAGUGUAACAAAUCCUUAUCGGAAAAAUAGGGGGUUCAAAAUGCAAGGGCGGCCAGGAAACACUAGUUUUCGGUUGAUUGAGCACUUCGGGCCAACUUUGUUUAUGCUGCUUUUCUUAUUGGUGAUGCUUUUUUGUUGAAUCAUUUUCCUGGAAGGAGCGGCCUUGUGUACUGUACUUGGGAGUAAUACUCCAUUGUUUAGUGGCAUGGCAUGCCUAGAGACGUGGUGAAUCGAUUAAAACGCGCUGUCGUUAUACCUUUGUAUUUUGAAUUUUCCUUUCCUUAGAUAACCUAACUUUAUGCUUUUUCAUUAGUUUUAAUGAUUUUCUCCUUCU